Brassica oleracea var. oleracea is the source of this 362-nucleotide messenger RNA. RefSeq names its product auxin-responsive protein SAUR71. The transcript has a single exon. The record is from RefSeq and is a predicted model, not a curated record. Gene Ontology annotation, biological process: response to auxin. Lineage: Eukaryota; Viridiplantae; Streptophyta; Magnoliopsida; Brassicales; Brassicaceae. The coding region runs from base 57 to 362 and encodes 101 amino acids.
AUAGAGGGUAAACCCAAAAUCUGAAUUUUAAUUAAUAUCAUUUUCAUCAAAAGAGAAUGAGAGGCAUGGUGAAGAAGCUACUAUGUGGCGGAUCCAAGAACUUUGCGUCUUCAAGAACAUCGGCAUUACCAGAAGAAGGAAAAGUUCGGGUUUAUGUAGGUAAGGAUAAAGAGAGUCAGCGCAAGCUAGAGGUUGAGGCUAACUUGUUAAACCAUCCAAUGUUUGAGGAUCUACUGAGAUUGUCAGAAGAAGAAUACGGACACUCAUACGAAGGGGCUUUGAGGAUUGCUUGUGACAUUGAUGUCUUCAUCAAUUUGAUCAAUCUACUAAAAACCACGCAUCAUCAUAAUCCAUCCCUUUGA